AUGCAAAUUCCAAGUUUCCUUGGCUCAAUGAAGAGUUUGACAUACCUAAACCUCUCUUAUGCGAGAUUCAGUGGAAGCAUUCCUCACCAAAUAGCAAAGCUCUCCAGUUUGAUCUAUCUUGACCUUGAAAGUAAUUCUCUCAAUGGAAGCAUUCCUCACCAAAUAGCAGAUAUCUCCAAUUUGAUCCAUCUUGACUUUGGAGGUAAUUCUUUCACUGGACCCAUUCCUCACCAAAUUGGGAAUCUUUCUGGCCUACUCUAUCUUGAUCUUGAUUGGGGUAUUCAUUAUGAAGACAUGGAAAGGAUAUCAUUGUUUCCAGAAAAUCUUCAAUGGCUUUCAUCCCUUUCAUCCCUCAAAUAUCUACAAUUAAGUUAUGUGAAUCUAUCUAAUGCAUUUGAUUGGUUGCAUGUUUUGCAAUCAUUUCCCUCAUUGACAGAGUUGCACUUGAUGUGGUGUACUCUUCAUCAUCAUUUUGAUUCAACCAUUGUGACUAAUUUUACAUCUUUGGCAAUCCUUGGUCUUCAAGGUUUCAUCCCAAAUGGCAUUCAAAAUCUCACUCUCAUUGAAGAUCUUGAUUUAUCUUCUAAUUUGUUUAAUUCUUCUAUCCCUGAUUGGUUUUAUAGUUUGAGCCAUCUCAAGUCUCUUAGCAUUCGUGACAACAAUUUGCAUGGAACAAUCUCAUAUGGGUUUGGGAACUUGAAUUCUAUGGUUACUCUUGAUUCGUCAUAUAAUCAUCUUGGAGGGCCAAUUCCAAGCUCUUUAAGAAAUCUUUGUGAAAUUCCUGAAUCAUUAAGAAAUUUUACCUCUUUGAAUCAUCUUUAUCUCGAUGGCAAUCAAUUCAAUGGGAAUCCUUUUGAUGCGAUACAAUCCCUUGUAUCAUUACAAUCACUUGGCAUUGGCAACAAUCUUUUUCAAGGAGAGGUGCACGAGGAACACCUUGCUAGUUUUGCCAAGCUACAUGAAUUUUUUGCAUCAAGAAACAAACUCAUUUUAAAAGUGGGUCCCAAUUGGAUUCCAUCUUUUCAAAAGUUGAAAGUCUUGUACAUGGACUCAUGGCACUUAGGUCCCUACUUUCCAUCAUGGGUGCAAUCACUCAAGUGUCUUGAGGAUUUGUCCAUAUCCAAUAGCAACAUCUCUGAUUAUAUUCCCCCAUGGGUUUGGGAUGCAUUUCCCCAUGCUUCAUAUUUUGAUUUCUCUAACAAUGAUAUCCAUGGAGAGAUUUCUGAUACAUUGAAGAAUCCCAUCAAUAUCUCAAGCAUUGAUCUACGCUCAAAUCACUUAAGUGGUCAUUUACCACACAUUUCACCUUAUGUGUAUUACUUAGACCUCUCAAGUAACUGGUUUUCUGGAUCCAUAGACUCCUUGCUAUGUCAAAAGAUGGAAGAGCCAAUGAAGUUAGUGCAUCUCAAUUUGGCAUCAAAUAAAUUGUCUGGUGCAAUACCAGAUUGUUGGAUGAUGUGGAAAAAUCUAGUCAUUGUGAAGUUUGAUGACAACUUUUUUAGUGGAAACUUGCCCACAUCCUUGGGAUCCUUACCAUGGUUGGGCUCCUUACAACUUCAGAACAACUUACUUUCAAGAAAUUUUCUUGUUUGUCUAAAGAAUAAUACUAAAUUGGUUCUCUUGGAUCUCAGAAAAAAUCAAUCUUCAGGUAUAAUUCCUUUGUGGGUAGGACAAAUUCUGUUGAAUUUGGAAGGUUUUCUCCUAGAAUCAAACAAUUUUUUUGGUGAGAUUCCCAAUCAAAUAUGUUCUUCAAAAUUUCUACAAAUUUUGAAUCUUGCACAUAACAACUUGACUGGACAGCUACCAAAAUGCAUCAACCACUUGAAUGCUAUGUUGGUAAAGAACAAAUCUUCAUAUAUAUACUUGAGGAGCUUCAGAAAUGACACUUUCUAUUCUAUAUCUGAUGUGCUUCUUGAUUUGAAAGGAAGAGAUUAUGAAUAUAGGUUUGUAGGACUUGUCACAAGUAUUGACCCUUCAAGCAACAAACCAUCUGGAGAGAUACCAAGAGAAAUCACAAGCCUCAUGGGGCUGAUUUUUUUGAACUUGUCCAACAAUAUUUUGCAUGGCCAUAUUCCUCAAAGUAUUGGCAAUAUGAAAUGGUUGGAGACAAUGGAUCUCUCAAAAAAUCAACUUGGUUAUGAAAUCCCACCAAGCAUGUCCAAAUUGAAUUUCUUGAACAAGUUGAACUUGUCCUACAAUAAUUUGACUGGGAAAAUUCCAACGGGCACCCAGUUGCAAAGUUUUGAGGUGUCUAGUUUUGUGGGCAAUUAUUUAUGUGGUCCUCCACUGCAAAACUAUUGCACUGAUAAUGUCCCUGAACAAGACAACAAUGAGAAAGAAGCUCAUGAACAUAGAAUCAAUUGGUUUUAUGUGAGUAUGUCAUUGGGAUUUGUUUCAGGAUUUUGGGUAGUAAUUGGUCCUUUGCUGUACAGUACAUCUUGGAGAUGGAUUUGUGUCUAUACAAAGUUACGUCUCUAA
Messenger RNA from Prosopis cineraria, 2478 nucleotides. Its product is annotated as receptor-like protein EIX2. NCBI's taxonomy places the organism in Eukaryota, Viridiplantae, Streptophyta, Magnoliopsida, Fabales, Fabaceae. The record is from RefSeq and is a predicted model, not a curated record. The coding region runs from base 1 to 2478 and encodes 825 amino acids. The transcript is spliced from 4 exons. Gene Ontology annotation, molecular function: protein binding.